GUGAACUCGUACGAACAGCGUUCAACAAGUGUUUUCUUGUAGAAAACUGAAAAAUAAAGAGCCGGUGAAAAGUUCCUGUAGUUUUCCGAGUUUUCCUCGCAGCUAAAACCUUUUGUAUCCAUGAACCGGGAAAAACUAAUCGAAGAAAUGCAUAAGAAUAUCUACUACUCGGAUAAAUAUUACGACGAUGAGUACGAAUACAGACAUGUUGUGUUACCAAGGGAACUGGUCAAAUUGGUUCCGAAGACUCAUCUAAUGUCAGAGCAGGAAUGGAGGAGUAUCGGGGUGCAGCAGAGCAAGGGUUGGAUACAUUAUAUGACUCAUACACCUGAACCUCAUAUCCUCCUGUUCAAGCGACCCAUCACCACACCACCUCAAUAAGGAGAUCCACGGAAUCUUGUUUCUUUGUAAAUAUGUUUAUAAACCCACAUGAACAAAAGUAUGAUUUGAUGAGCAGCAUCAUCGAAACAAACUAAAAAAAAACUCUUAUUUUUUUUUUAUUAUUUAGAGAUUUAAGUUUCUGUUUUUUUUUAAUAAUGCUCAAAUUUUGGCCAAAACAUUCCAGAUUUCACACAGUUAUUUACAAAUUCCAAGGGGGGUGGUUCACAUACAUAUUUACUCUUCAGCUUUUUUAUUAUUAGCAUCUUAUUCAUAUUGUUUUUUUUUUAAAUAUAACAAUGCUUCCACUUAACAUAUUUACUAAAGCAUCCCUUAUUAACACAAUUAAAAUCUAGCAAUAGUAUUUGGCCUAAAAUUUGUUCAAUGAAAAAUAUAUAUAUUUUUUUUUAUAAAUAAGCUAUCCUGUUUAAUAUUAGGUAUAUGUAAAGAAAAAAAAUGUUAUUAUCAAAAUACGAACAGUACGUUUUUUUAGAUUUUAUUUCUCCAAAAGAUGCAUCUUUUGCGUUA
Nicrophorus vespilloides is the source of this 906-nucleotide messenger RNA. It is a transcript of the gene Cks30A, whose product is annotated as cyclin-dependent kinases regulatory subunit. Gene Ontology annotation, cellular component: cyclin-dependent protein kinase holoenzyme complex; SCF ubiquitin ligase complex. The transcript is spliced from 2 exons. The record is from RefSeq and is a predicted model, not a curated record. Gene Ontology annotation, biological process: regulation of mitotic cell cycle. The coding region runs from base 121 to 381 and encodes 86 amino acids. Gene Ontology annotation, molecular function: ubiquitin binding; cyclin-dependent protein serine/threonine kinase activator activity; histone binding. Lineage: Eukaryota; Metazoa; Arthropoda; Insecta; Coleoptera; Silphidae.